Messenger RNA from Contarinia nasturtii (swede midge), 2799 nucleotides. RefSeq names its product TOX high mobility group box family member 3. Gene Ontology annotation, biological process: regulation of transcription by RNA polymerase II. Gene Ontology annotation, molecular function: chromatin DNA binding. Bases 271 to 2175 code for a protein of 634 amino acids. The record is from RefSeq and is a predicted model, not a curated record. The transcript is spliced from 5 exons. Lineage: Eukaryota; Metazoa; Arthropoda; Insecta; Diptera; Cecidomyiidae. Gene Ontology annotation, cellular component: nucleus.
UGUGUGCCAUCAACGCAAACGUACGACUUUCUAUACACGUUCUACUUCGCUGUUUUUUUUUUGUCUUUAUAUGACAAAAAAGAAGACUUUUUGAAAAAAAUAAAUUAUUUCAUUAGUAGUACAAACGGAGCAAGUCAUUUCAACUUGCUAGAUUCAGAACUAGUACUUUACGUAUUCACGUUCGUAUGUGUAGUUUUAAUUCUGAACAAAGAACAAUUUUUUGGUGCACAAAUUAAGUGAAUUUUUAAUUUGAAUUAGUGACGAAGCGUCAUGUCAAAUACAAUUCCAAAUAUUGGUGAUAUCAAUUCACAACAAAAUAAGCAAUUGAACACAUUCCACACGCCAUCAUUUGGUGACGACGAUUUCGACGUGAGCUCAAUGCAAAUUAUGCAACAAACACAUCAAACACAUCAAAUGGAUCAGUAUCCGAUGCCAAUGCCCCCACAACAAAUGCAAGACCAACAAUAUAUGUGGCAACAGCAAGAUGCAAAUCAAAGAAAUUUCGCUGCGCCACCGAACAACAUGAACAUGCCAAUAUAUAACAGCCCAAUGAUGGAUCCACAAAUGCACUACGGUGAUCCCGUUUAUAAUCAUCAGGGCCAACCCCAAAAUCACAUGCAACAAAUUCAGCCUCGUCCAGUUCAGGCUCAGGGUCCGCUGCCGCCACCCCAGCAACAACAGCAAAUUCAUUACCAACAAACACAACAGUCACAGGAUCAAAUGUUAAUGAUGCCACCACCCUAUAAGUCGCCACCGAUGAAUGUACAACAACCACAAAUUAUGAGCAGUCCAACGACUCAUCAAAUCAAUCAGUCUCCGCACUACGGUGUUCCCACAGAAAAUGGUACAACCAGCGAAGAUAGCGAUGGUAGUGUGAAUACAUUGAAGCGACCAUCACCCGAACCAUUGAACGAAUCACCAUCGAAAGGUGGAAAAGCGGCUGCGUCAGCACCAAAGAAGCCAAAACCACCCAGAAAGAAGAAGAAGAAAGAUCCAAAUGAACCAACAAAACCAGUGUCGGCGUAUGCAUUAUUCUUUCGUGAUACACAAGCAGCUAUAAAAGGUCAAAAUCCAACCGCGUCAUUUGGCGAUGUUUCAACGAUAGUGGCAUCAAUGUGGGACGGCCUGGAACAUGAACACAAAGAGGUCUAUAAGAAAAAAACGGAAGCGGCUAAAAAAGAGUAUUUGAAAACGUUGGCAGUCUAUCGCGCAAGUAUCGUAUCUAAAGGCAAUGACAUUGAUUCAACUAAACCAUCAACACCGACUGGUACCAUGUCCCCACAAAAUCAACUUCAACAAGCAAAUAGUACGCAACAAUCGCCUCAGAGUCUUCCAAAUCAGCAAAACUCGACUCAACCAUCAGUCCAAGUGAAACAAGAAUCACCCAAUUCGAUUCAAGCCCAAUUACAAAAUCAGCCAAAUGUAAACAUGAAUCCACAACAACAGCAACAACAAUCAUUUAUAGCACAACAACAGGCCGGUCCUCAAACGUCUAUGCCACAAUCAUCGCCAUAUCAACAAACUUAUAACCCUCCUACGAAUGCAUACAAAUCGUCGCCGAAUCCAAAUCAAAUCGAUUACAAUAGUAUGAAUAUGUCAAUGCCACACAAUCAAUUGUCGCCAAUUCAUCAUCAAUCAAACGUUCCACAAAAUCAUCAAAUGCAAAUGCAACAGCACAUGGGUCAUCCACAGCAGCAAGUUCCAAUGGUUCGAUACGGCUACGAGCAACAAGCACCGCCACCACCGCAACAACACAAUAUCGCCAUGAAUCCAUACAAUUCAUCACCAAAUCAUGGGAAUCUUCAGCCGCCAAUGCAACAGAUUCCAACACAUCAUCAACCCUAUGGAAGUGAAGGUGGUUACAACAUUCAUGCAAAUGAUGUUAGCAAUCAAAAUUUUAAUUCAUUCCAAUUAAAUCAACAGCCCACAACUACUAUGGUUCUUCACAAUAUGCCACCCAACCAAUUGCAGGAAACGCAAACGGCAACAGCUACGCCCCAGCUAUGUAUAAGGAGUGGAUGUAUAAAUCAGGCGGUUGUACAUAACGACUGGGAGGACGAGUACUGUGGUUCUGAAUGCGUGGUUUUACACUGUAGAAACGUUUUCUCAAAUUGGGUACAGUCGAACAACAAUGCAGCCUCGAUCAACCCUCAACAGAACUUUUCUGUGAAAUAGUGUCAUCAUCUCGUUGUGUCAUAGCCUAGCUGACAAGAAGAAAAUUUCUAUACCAUUACAAAACAAAUACGCAAACUGAAAAAAAAACUAAGCAAAACUAAACAAUACAAAGCAAAUGCAAAAUCAAGAAAAAAACGUACACAAUUUUUAUUUUGUUUAAUGUAAGGGGAAAGAGAUAGGGAGCGAGUGAGAGAACUAGCGCAAGGCGAACUUCAACGUAUCAAUAUUUAUGGCCAUUGCAAUAAUGAAUGAAGCAUAAAUUACAAGACGUCUAUCUUCUCUCUACGUCUGUCUCGUUUUUUUUUUUCUUUACAUUUUACAAACCACGCUUCAUUCGGCAAACUGUAAAAAGAAUUCUCGUUUUUUUGUAUCAUGUUUUUUGUUGAUCAUAUAGUCGUACACUGUGUGCUACAAAUUCGCAUUAUUAUUGUGCUAUUGCCAAUCUAAAAAUACAUAGAACGUGCAUCACAUCCAAGGAGACAACUACUACUUCAACGAAGAUUGUUGCACCAUAAAAACGUUAAACUAUCCAUUUUAUCGACAAAAUAUUUAAGGAUUUUUAAGAAAUAUUGUAAUUUUCUUAAUAAAAAUUAUUAUUAUAAUUGAAUAGCAAUUAAUCUCAAA